UCGCCGAUCAACAACACUGGUUGGCAAAUAUGCUUCUUUAACAAAAUGUUGUAGCGUUUUUACACUAUUUUAUUUCUAAAUAAGAAAGCUGUCCGCCAUUUUGGAAAACAAUCAUGGCGUCGAAGAUUUUCUUGAUGACUUUGUGUUCGCUAUUUCUGAAGUCAGAUGCGAGCUUUUUCGAAGUUCGAUACCCAAGUGUGGUGGUCUCUGCUGAAACAGGAGGAAAUCUUACAAUAGCGGCAGGGCCAAAUGGAGGAAAUAUCUACAUGACGCCAGGGGACAGAGGAACGGUGUUCAUUGGUCAUACAGAUAUGUUAAAAUUGUUCGAGAUCGUGAACAGUCAGCCCCCUGUUUGGGGACAAAAAGCUCCAUACGGACCUCUGGGAACCUUCCUUGGUGGGGAUGUGGUAUCGGUUCAACUGAUGGCAAUUGAUCCCGAAGGCACACACCUCCGAUAUGAAAAGGUGUCUGGAGCUCUUCCUCCUGGCGUAUACCUAGACAAGGCUACAGGGAAACUGAAUGGUACAGCUCCUGAUGUUGAUGCAACAUACGAGUUCGGCAUCAGGGUGGUAGAUGAACAAGGGAAAUAUGCCGACCAGACAUUUACCAUAGACACAAGAGAACGAGACCAGUGCAGAUCUAAUCCUUGCCUGAACGGUGGAACAUGUACGGACGAUUUUGGAACAUACACUUGCAAAUGUACUGAGAAAUAUGGCGGAAAAGUCUGCAAUAUUGUAUGCGCUAGUCAGGCAGUGGGCGUGGCUAACAGCGUUAAGAAAAUUCCAGACGCGCAAAUGGCAGGACAUUACGCCUUUGGGAGCAGCGAUCAUAAGGCAUACGAAGGACGCCUAGGUAGUUCAACAGGCUGGAUAGGAAUGGACAAGAACUCCUGGUUGCAGGUUGACCUUGGAAACGUGAGGAAUGUACAAGCUGUAGCAACUCAAGGGUACUCUGCAACUUAUACCCUCUCUACAUACCAUCUUGACUGCAGUGUAGAUGGUAACAGGUUUACCCAUGUUUCACAGGUUAACGGGACAGCAGAGUUGUUUACUGGAAGUGGCAAAUCGUACACUACUUCAACCAAGCAAGUACUAGCUGUACCACAGACGUGUCGAUAUGUCAGAUUCAUACCUAACACCUGGACCGGCACUCAUCCAGGAUUUAGGGUGGAAAUAUAUGCCUGUGAACUGUAGUAGGGAUACUUUUCUGCCGACCAGAUGAUGUUAAAUAGUGCAGAGCAUUUUAUGUCAAGACAUAUGUUACUUAAAAUAGGAAUGAGUUCAUGUAAAAGGUCUGAUAUCAAAUAAAUUUAAAAAUUUGUAACAUUAUGAUGAGAGAGGAACGUAAAUUCUAUAAUUAUCUGUUCUGUGCUGUAUAAUAAAAGAAUGAAACAGAAUAUU
This is a messenger RNA of Mercenaria mercenaria, 1400 nucleotides long. Its product is annotated as EGF-like repeat and discoidin I-like domain-containing protein 3. Gene Ontology annotation, cellular component: membrane. The transcript is spliced from 9 exons. Gene Ontology annotation, molecular function: calcium ion binding. NCBI's taxonomy places the organism in Eukaryota, Metazoa, Mollusca, Bivalvia, Venerida, Veneridae. The coding region runs from base 114 to 1193 and encodes 359 amino acids. The record is from RefSeq and is a predicted model, not a curated record.